Messenger RNA from Eucalyptus grandis, 2553 nucleotides. RefSeq lists its product as uncharacterized. Gene Ontology annotation, biological process: protein phosphorylation; carbohydrate metabolic process. Gene Ontology annotation, molecular function: protein kinase activity; chitin binding; ATP binding. Bases 1 to 2397 code for a protein of 798 amino acids. NCBI's taxonomy places the organism in Eukaryota, Viridiplantae, Streptophyta, Magnoliopsida, Myrtales, Myrtaceae. The transcript is spliced from 7 exons. The record is from RefSeq and is a predicted model, not a curated record.
AUGUCUUUGAGAGAAACGGGAGGUCCCUUGAGGAAGGGUUGUUAUUCGGGAUGCUGCUCAAUGGUGAUGUCAGGCUCGAGGUCGGAAGCCCUAGUUGAUGUCAAGAAGCCCUUGAAAAUACGGGAAGAACCAUUUGAGACGGUUAAUGAAUCUUUUGUGCAUGUUGAUAUGCAUUGUUUGUUAUGCUUGUUGACAAGCCAAAGGUCCGAGGAACGGGUUGGAUUCGACAAGAUAAAGACCCUAAACGAAAUAUCCGCGGCCUCGACCAGGACUGAAGGGAAGAAGAAGAAGACGCCUGAAGGCUCAAAAGUCACUGUCGCAGCCAAUGAAAGCGAACUGUCCUCCAUGCAAACGUGGGAAGAUUUCACUGGAAGUGAACGUACAACAACAAUUAAACGAAACGAACGACCGCCAUGCACUGAUUGCCUGAACCUUCGGAUAACCGAUUAUAGGACGCAGCAAAGGUGUCGUCUUCCUCGUCUUCCUCCUCCCAUCAUCUCAAACCCGACACUUUCUGCUUUCACGUUGUCUUCCGAGCUCUCUUUCAUGGCCGGCGAAGGCAAAAUCGCAUGUCUCUUCAUCUUUUUCCUCUGUCUCCGCCCAUCUUCGGAGGCACAAACGUGGGUCAAGUCCGGUUACUUCUAUGCCGGCAGCGAAAUCCCGGUCUCGGACAUCGAUUCCUCCUUGUUCUCUCACCUCAUAUGCGCUUUUGCUUCCAUCGACUCUUCGACCCAUCCACUCUCCUUCAACUCCUCCUUUGAGCAAAUCUUCUCCACCUUCACGAGCACCGUGAAACGGAAGAACCCUUCGAUCACCACGCUGCUGUCAGUGUGGGCAGGCGGAGAGGAUCCUUCAGCUUUCGCUUCGAUGCUGGGCGAUUCUUCUUCAAGAAGGUCCUUUAUCGAAUCCACGAUAGAAAAGGCAAGACUUUAUGCGUUCAGUGGGAUUGAUCUCUUUGGGGUCUGGCUCGGUAGGAGCGUUAACAUUACCAAUUUGAGUGUUCUUUUGGGAGAGUGGAGAGAUGGAGUAGAUGCUGAAUCAAGAAAAUCCGGGAAACCUCGGUUGCUGCUAGUGAUGGAUGUUUAUUGUCAACCCAUUGUUGACUCUCUGAGUUUCCCACUUGAUUCAAUUCAGAGAUAUUUGGACUGGGUUCACCUAAUUGCUUAUGAUAACCAUCUGCCCACCAGGGAAAAGUUUGCCCUCCCUCAUGCUGCUUUAUUUGACCCCGCGAGCCAUAACAACACAGACUUCUGCAUAACUUGGUUGCUGACUAGAGGAUUUCCUGCAAGAAAGCUAGUUCUGGGCUUGCCCUACCAUGGCUAUGCUUGGCAGCUCAAGGAUUCGAGCGGCGAUGCCAUUGGCCAUCCAGCGGUGGGUCCUGCUGUCACGGCGGAUGGGUCAUUUGGAUACAAGGCCAUCAAAUCAUUUAUCCGAGAUUUUGGUUACGGAGCCAGUUCUGUUUAUAAUGAUACAUAUGUGGUGAACUUUUACAGCAAGGGGUUGGUAUGGAUCAAUUUCGAUGAUGUGGAGGCCAUCCGAGCCAAAGUAACUUAUGCCAAGGAAAAGGGGCUUCUUGGUUACAGUGUGUUUCAGAUUAACAAUGAUCAGAACUGGGUUCUUUCCAGGACAGGUAUUUUGGGUGUAAUAGAAGGAUUCAGUAGGCAAUUCAAGACUAUGGUGUGUAAAGGUGAAAGUCUUGAGAGCAGUGCUACUAAUCUGCAAACAUUUGGUUAUGCCACCCUCAGAGCAGCAACUGAUAACUUCUCGAGUGAAAAUAAGAUUGGAGAGGGUGGAUUUGGACCUGUUUACAAGGGCAAGUUGCGUAAAGGACGGGACAUUGCAAUUAAAAGACUUUCAAAAACUUCGAACCAAGGGCUUGAGGAGUUCGAGAACGAAGUUAUGCUUGCUGUCAGCCUGCAACACGUCAACCUCGUUCGCCUUCUUGGAUUUUGCACUGAUAGGGAAGAAAAGAUGCUGGUCUAUGAGUACAUGCCAAAUAAGAGCUUGGACUUCUACCUAUUUGAUCCAAUAAGGAAAUAUUUGCUGGAUUGGGUGCAACGUGUUCAUAUCAUAGAAGGCAUUACACAGGGGCUUCUUUAUCUCCACGAAUACUCGAAUUUCACAAUAAUUCAUCGAGAUUUGAAAGCCAGCAAUGUUCUGCUCGAUGAUGAAAUGAACCCCAGGAUAUCAGAUUUUGGUAUGGCGAGAAUAUUUAGGAAGGAUGACGCCGAGGCAAGUACCAGCCGAAUCGUUGGGACUUAUGGGUACGUUCUGCCAGAAUACGUGAGGAAAGGCAUAUACUCAAUGAAGUACGACGUCUUAGCUUCGGGGUACUGCUGUUGCAAAUCAUCAGUGGUAGAAGGACCUCAUGUUACCACGGCCUUUCUGAAAAUCUGAAUCUUCUUGAAUAUGCAUAUGAGCAGUGGAAAGACGAUAAAUGCAUGGAGUUCAUUGACCCGUCUCUGGAUGACUAUUCAUCAUCGUGUAAGCUCUUGAGAUGCAUGCAAGUGGCUCUUCUAUGCGUGCAAGAGAAGGCUGGGGACAGGCCCUCCA